Messenger RNA from Labrus bergylta (ballan wrasse), 2222 nucleotides. RefSeq lists its product as uncharacterized. Gene Ontology annotation, molecular function: olfactory receptor activity; G protein-coupled receptor activity; odorant binding. Gene Ontology annotation, cellular component: membrane. Gene Ontology annotation, biological process: detection of chemical stimulus involved in sensory perception of smell; G protein-coupled receptor signaling pathway. The record is from RefSeq and is a predicted model, not a curated record. NCBI's taxonomy places the organism in Eukaryota, Metazoa, Chordata, Actinopteri, Labriformes, Labridae.
AGUCAGACCUCAGUCUUCACUGAGGCAGCAGUGAGAGAGGACAAUGCGGCGCGCAAACUUCAUCACAUCACAUCACACACACCAUCCUCUUCAUACUCGUCGUCCUCAUCAUUCUCUAAAUCCAACGGAGCCCAGCUGAGGAAGAAUGUCAGCCAACAACACCGCGUUGUCCACAGAAGCAAGGGACUACACCUGCGUGCGUUUCUACGUCUCCACCGUGUCCUUCUCGGUGCUGCUCAUCUUCAACCUCAUCAUCAACUGGACCAUCGUGCGCGUGGAGCAGCUGCGGAGCCACGCGCGCUUCGUGCUGGUUUUCCACCUGCUCGUGUCCGCCCUGGUCCACAUGGGCAUGAGCAGCAUCUUCUUCUACCAGAUCCACCUGAACGCGCGCCCGGGCCGCCCCGCGUGUCUGGCCAUGAUCACAGUCCUGAUCAGCAGCGCGUCGAACAUCCUCCUGACGCUCACGGCCAUGGCUCUGGAUAGAUACUGCGCCGUGUGCCACCCAAUGCGCUACACCUCGAAGUGCACCUCGGCGCACUGGCCCUGGCUGCUGGGCGUCCUCACCUGGAUCGUGGCUCUGAUCAUCCCUCUAAGCAUCCUCCACCCGGACUCCCAGGUGCGCUAUAAUGGAGAGUGCGGCCUGGAGCAGCAGAGGAAAGGUGGGCUACAAAAGAUACUCUUCAUCGCUUUGUGCACGCUGCUCAUCCUGUACAGCUACGUGAGGAUUUUCGUGGAAGGACGGAGGUUAGGGGUGCUCAACCGGCGCAACCGAACCGGCUGCAGGACAAUCGCUCUGCAUGGGAGCCAACUUGCGGUUUACAUCCUCCCAAACUUUGUAAGCUUCAUUCUGACAAGGAUGAGCAAACAGGACCUCAUUAAACCGGAGACUAAAGAGCUGUCCGCCGUGGUUGUCUUCGCUUUCUUCAGCUUGGCGCAGUGUGUUGCGCCGGUUGUUUACGGUUUGCGCAAAGAGGAACUCCUGGAGCAAUUGGGUCACAGGUUCCCUUGCUGUGCCCGGUACUUCAAGAGCGUCCUCGGCUGGACUGUGCACGUCAACUGGACAAACAGACGGCAAAAAUCACGGGAACGAACUCUGACAGCCCAGACCAUCAUCUCUCUGGAGGUCCCGCAAGGCUCGGAGGACGAGGAGGAAACUAGACGAAUGUCAGGAGUUCCCCAUGAGAUGGACACGUCUGAGUGAUAUGGAAAAUGCCUGAUGUGAAAAAGCAUCAUCAGGAUCCCGUCAGUCACAGGACCACUAAAAUUUGUGUUCUCAGCUGAGGCCUUGAGGAACUGAAAGAGCCUUGUUGGAAUUUAUUAUCCACUUCUACAAGUUUUGUCCUCACCAGAGAGUGUAAUAUUUUGCUGUAUUUUUUAGCUAUGGUCACACAUUGUAGCCAUGCUGUCGGCAACAACGAACAAAGAACAAAGACAAUAUGGUUUCAAAGACAUCAGCAGUAAACCUUCUGAAUACGUUUUCUAUUAAGCUUCAAGCCUUAGAUUGAAGCUUCUUCAGAUCUCAAGUUCUCAUGACUUAAAAUAAAAACAGACCUGCAUCAUUUGGGAUUACAAAGUCUGGGAUGGAGGAUGUACUUUAAGUUAUUGUCUGGUGAAUGUUGUGUCGAAAGUUUUUUCUGUAACCUUGUGAAUAUUAGAGUUUUUACUUCAAUUGUUGUGAUGCAGCUGAGAAUUAGACAGAAAUACUUUUCACUACAUGUUAAAUGUUAGGUGUUUGAUUGACUGAUUGUGUUGUGUGUCAAUGGUUAUAGGAGGGUCGAUGCUAAAAAAGUUAGCAGUUGUGUGUGAGGGUACACAUUACUUGCUAUUGGACCAAAAAGCACGGUAACUGUUAGUCUAGCUUAAAUGAGCAAUAAGCUGCUUGCAAAUUUAAAAACAAAAACGCUAACACAGCUUCACACGCCGCAUAGCUUCAGAAAGACCAUUGUUUGACAGUUUCCUUUUCCUGUCUUUACUAAGCUAAGCGAACUGGAUCAUGGCAUUAGCUUCACAUUAAAAUUAUACCCUUUAGUAAUAUUGUUGUUUUGGGUUGUUUUUUUACAUCUAGCUUGCUAAGUCUCUGUAAAAAAGGUUACUUAGCAAAAUAAUGACAAAGUAAUGAAAAAAAAAAUUUGCUCUUUAAUAGCAAUAGUUUAAUAGCUUCAGUUUUACACAAUUUUGAGCUAGCAUUAAGCACCCUGGAAUAAAUAAGCCUCAAAAUCCUA